AAGACAUUAUCUCCUUUCUGUCUUAACGUUAGUAUUCGAUGGCCAAUGGCUGCCACCUCAUCGUGAUGUUGUGGAUCUUGUGUCAGCGCGAAGGUUUUCUUUGGUAAUACCGGAGACUCCUUCUUACAGGACUAUUAUCAGAAAUAACGAGCAGAAUGAUCCGGAGUAAUGUGAUAGCCCUGCUGGCGAUUCUCCUGGUCGCCCAGGUUCAUGGCAUCAUGUUUUAUCUGGAACCGAACGGUCACAAGUGUCUGAAGGAGGAGGUCCAUGCUAACGUACUCGUUACAGGCGAGUACGAGGUGUCCGAGGCGAUGGGCCAAAAAACGAAUUAUGUGAUCCAGGACUCUAAGGGGCAUAUAUUAUCACAGAAGGAGGAUAUUCCCCAUGGAAAGCCAUUGAAGUUCUCUUUUGUGACUGAGACCUUCGACACCUUCGAGAUAUGUUUCAUUUCGCGCGUUCCAAGUCAUCAGCGUGGUGUCAGGCAAGAAGUUAUGCUGGUCACGAAACGCGGCAUUGAAGCAAAAAGUUACGAAGGCUUGAUUGGCGAAGCAGCCAAAUUAAAACCAGUGGAAGUUGAAUUGAAACGAUUAGAAGACUUGUCUGAGGCAAUAGUACAAGACUUCGCUAGAAUGCGCAAGAAUGAAGAAGAAAUGAGAGACACAAACGAGGCCACAAACACUCGAGUAUUGUACUUCAGUAUAUUCUCGAUAUGUGUCCUUUUCAGUUUGUCCGCCUGGCAACUCUUUUAUUUCCGGCGUUUCUUCAGAAUGAAAAAACUCAUAGAAUAAUUGCAUUUGUGUAAUACAAAUGUAACAAAUAUAGUUAUUUUCUGAAUUAUCUUUGUUAUCUGUAACCUCAUAUCUGGAUCAUCGAAUACUUUUUAUAUUUGCCGCAAUAUUUGAGAAGUACUGUUUAAAAGAAUAUUCGAGAAAAAGCAUUAAUCAUAUUAAGUCAUUCGAAUGUAAAAUAUAGUGAGACCUCGUCUCGUUCCAUAUUGCGCAUACAUCACGAGAACCAUAUUUAAGAUUGUAAGAAAGAUAGAAGAUUUCUUAAAUAAAAAUAUACUUAUAAAAUA
Molecule: messenger RNA, 1075 nt
Organism: Pogonomyrmex barbatus (red harvester ant)
Lineage: Eukaryota; Metazoa; Arthropoda; Insecta; Hymenoptera; Formicidae
Gene: bai
Product: transmembrane emp24 domain-containing protein bai
Source: RefSeq, a predicted model, not a curated record